Gongylonema pulchrum is the source of this 312-nucleotide messenger RNA. Lineage: Eukaryota; Metazoa; Nematoda; Chromadorea; Rhabditida; Gongylonematidae. The record is from the annotation of a GenBank genome assembly.
AUGAGAUCACUGCAGUUUCAUCCAACGCGUCAGGUGCUUAUGUGCGCCGGUGAAGAUGGCCGGUUGAGUCUUUUUGAGGUGGGUUUACCCGGAACGGAGGAUGCUUUCCUGCAGGAUGUGCGAUUUAAAGCAUUUCCAAUCUCGCGUGCUUCGUUCACGGCCGAUGGAUCAAGGAUAAUUGUUGGUUCGAGGAAAAAGGUUCCCCGUUGUAUUAUAUUUCUGGUAUUUAUGCAAAAAUUAAUUUUCCUUACUUUCCCCUUACCUCCUUCUACCAUGGCCACUUUUAUCCUUCUUGUUCUGUUUCAGUUCUAG